AAACGGGGCUUUCAAGGUCAGAGUCUUCGACGCUCGCGCUUUUCGAAACCUGAAGAAAUGAACAAAUGCAUGGUCAAAGAGUUUUCAUUCUUGUGAGAAAACAGCCAUGGCUUCGCUCCCUGGGCUCCAGCGUCUUCCUCUUCGAACUCUAGAAGGAUAAGCGGCCAUGGCCUCCGCGCCGCAGACGAGAGUCGAGCAGGUUGAACCACAGAGAACGGGACUGAAAGGUGAUCCUCAGCUGGCGACGCUGAAAUCCGACCCUGUCGGCAAAUACGACUCGAGCUUGGGGAAAGGGCAUGAUGACUUCCCGCAACGCGAGAAGGCUACGCAUUCAUUGCUGAGUUUCGGGCCAAACAAAGGACUGGAGAUGUCGAAGGGGCAGUCGAGUGGUGGUCUGCCUCAAACGUUGCAAGAGGCACCGUUCAUGAAAUCAAUCCAAGGGGGAAGCAAUCAAGAAGGUCUCAAGCGGGUUGGACUUGCCCAAGACGCAUCUGUCUGUGCCGGGAGGGAAUUGGAAGCUAAGCAGCAUGGUGAUUCGAUAGAAUCAGGCGCAACUGGAAUUGUAGCACCUGCUGCAAAAAGGGAACCGCUGCGGAGCAAGCGGUAUGUCCCUCCCAAGCAAAUUGACAUCAACAAUCUCGGCGAGCCAAGCCCCGCAGGCUCGUCCCCCAGCCCCUCUCAAACUCUCAAGUCUCCAGGCCCUUCCCAAAGAUCUUUGGCCGACAGAAGCACUGCGGUGCUCGCUUUGCCAGCAGCCUUACCCCCAGGAUCGCAAGCAGAGUCGCAGCGGCAACUUCCAACCCCCCGACAAUCUAAGAAGCACGCAGUUCUGACCAUUCCCGUUCCCGCUCCUCAAGUCAAGAAGCCUCCAAAGCCCCAGGCCCAUAACCAUACCCCUAACCAUGCCCCUAACCACACACCUCGCUUUCCGCAACCGGUCAAUCCGCCUCCAUCAAGCCGUCCGCACUUUCCAAACAAACCAGAGGUGGCUCCCCCUCCGGUGGAGAAGAAGAAGGAUGCGAGGACGCUCUCUGUGAAAAUCUGGAUGUUGGAGCAGCUGCUGAAAAGUGACAGCGUCGAUGCUGGGGCUGUUGGUAGUCUUGUUCAAUGUGACAUGAGCCUUGUGAAUGGAGCGCCGCGGUUGAAAAAGCUGUAUGCAACCUGGCGCAUUCGCGAACUAGUGCGGUGCGGGAGAGUACCAGCCACUGCAGAGGACUUUGGGCUUCUGGAUGAGAUACUUCCGGCUGAUCAGGACCGCACGCAAAACCUACUGCUGAAUCUGAAAACAGAGGCCGUCAUUCAACACCUCCGAGUGACGGACGACCGUGCCGACCGCAACUGGAAGCUGUUUUCCUGGGCGCUGCGCCUAUUUUUUACCGAUGGGGGGGUUUCGUCCGUGGCCUUGCAAGCAAGACGUGCCGAGUUGCUGGCAGCCGAGAAGGCGCGGCGAAAGCAAGUGGCCGCAAAGGCUCUGCUGGCGCGUUACCCGCUCGAAAUUCUGCUGCAGCAGCUGCGAAUGGUCGUAGAAGAGGCCAAGUCGGACGAGCCCACGUUUCUUGAACAGGUCUUCAAUGACGUCAGCACGCAGAAGUACGUCCCCUCGUCCCCGGCGCCGCUCCUCACGGACCUCGAGGCGGUCGCGUUUGCGGAGGCGGACGCUCGAGAAAACCGGCAGACGGAUCUCCGAAACGGCUCUGGCUUUUCCGGGCGGGAGCAGGGCCUCGUCGACGUAGACGAGCUCGAGCGGAAAGCCGGGGGAAAGAAAGGGAGCAAAUCUGCCCCCUUGAACGGGGCUUUUGCGACCCGGGGGAUCCUCGGGGGAGCUGCCGUUCAUGCACCGGCGAGUCGGCGAAACCUGGCGUUCAAGCCCGGAAAGCACAAGCCCCCUUCGGGCCCUGUGGAGAUAGUUGUCCCGCGGCCAGUAGGGACGCCGAUCCGGGAACGGUGGUGGGAGAAGCAAAUACGGGGCCCCAGCGGAAAGUUCUUUGCGCCCGCGGCAAAGAACGCGCGGAUCGAGAAUGGGUUCGGGGGGGGCGCCGAGAGCGGCGGGGAAGGGCGGGGAAAAGCGAAAGGGGGUGGGGGACGGAUGUCCGGGCUGGGGCCCGGGGCGGAACGGACCAGGUUGGAGCGGAACGGAACGGAACCGAAUGAGGCCCGGAUGAAGGAGCAGGAGUGGGUGAAAGAGGCGGGGAAAGAGUGGGUCGGGGGGCCGGAAGAGCCCGGUCCGAAGAAGAAGCGGAUCUUGGACGUUGUGAUAGAGGGGGGGGGCGGGGAGGGCGGGUUUGCAUUGGGGGGGAGGGCAGACGGCGCGGUUGUUGAGGGGGGCUCAGCGGAACCGGAAUCCGCAGGAGCAGCGGAAGAAAGGCCGCGGAAAACGAGCCGGGAGAGGAAGUCGAAGGCCCGGUGGCCGGACUACGAGUGGUGGGACGGUUCGGGGGGGGCGUCGGAGGGGUCGGCGGAGGGGGGAGAAUCGGAGGAGGAAGAGAACUGGGCGGUACUGGGGGAGGUCGACGAGAACGACGGGCACGAGGGGCUGUGCAAAGUGUGCGGACAGCCGGGGACGCUGCUGCUGUGCGAGGGGUGUCCGAAGGUGUACCACUAUAAGUGUGCGGGGCUCGACGAGAUGCCGUUGGAAGACAAGUGGUGGUGUCCCGCGUGCGAGGCGUCGCAACCGUUGGGGGGGAGCGCAGAUGGUUAUGCGGGUCUCGGGGGGUUGGAGUGGGGGAGUGCGGAAGAUGGGCUGGCAGGGGGCGGGGACGCGCGGCCCCGGCCGAGCGGGGAAGAGGCAGCGGCAGCGAUGCUUGUAAUGCUAGGCGAUGGAAACGGCGGCUGAGUAUGCGUCUGGUGUUUCUUGAGUGGCAAGUCUGAUCGAGCGAGACACUGAUGAGCAGGGUAGGGACAGACACGCAAGCUCUCGUGGAGAACGACUGCCGUUGUUCUUACCGACCUGCAGUCAGCGAGCUAGCAGGGUGGCAAGAGGGCGUGCAAGUGAGUUCGUCCACACGGUCGUCUUCAGACAGCGUAUGCAUCUCCCAAACACAUCCGGCUAUCUUCGCUGCAGCCGUACGUAAUAUCCUUCCAUGCAAG
Messenger RNA from Klebsormidium nitens, 3087 nucleotides. NCBI's taxonomy places the organism in Eukaryota, Viridiplantae, Streptophyta, Klebsormidiophyceae, Klebsormidiales, Klebsormidiaceae. The record is from the annotation of a GenBank genome assembly.